Neolamprologus brichardi is the source of this 3480-nucleotide messenger RNA. It is a transcript of the gene slc44a1b, whose product is annotated as solute carrier family 44 member 1b. Gene Ontology annotation, biological process: transmembrane transport. Gene Ontology annotation, molecular function: transmembrane transporter activity. The record is from RefSeq and is a predicted model, not a curated record. NCBI's taxonomy places the organism in Eukaryota, Metazoa, Chordata, Actinopteri, Cichliformes, Cichlidae. Gene Ontology annotation, cellular component: membrane.
GUUCUGCUCCGCUCACGGCGCGGGCACAAGCGCAAGCGCAAUGAGAUGAAUGGCCGCAGCACCUGACGGCCCACCAGGAAGUGUGGCGGACAAAUCCUCGGCCGUUAAUCCCCGCUCGGUUAGGUACCCGGAGUAGCCUCCGACAAGUAGAAUGCUCAGCGGGUCGGAGCGUUCUGUCUGACCGUCGGGACCGUCUCCGCUCCGGGUUCGGCCUCCGGGAUCACGCGGGGCUGGUCGUCUCCUCCUCGCCCCCCACCCCCCCGCCUGUCGGGCUCCAGACCCCGCUGCUGCUGAGCUGAAGCUCUGUGAAGCUCCGUGAAGCUCCGGGCACCUCCACCCUGACUGCAAUGGGAUGCUGCGGUAGCACGGAGAGGACAAAGAGAGAAUGGAGACCGCUGGAGGACCGGAGCUGCACAGACCUGCCCUGGUUUCUGCUCUUCACCGUCUUCUGCGUCGGCAUGGGCAGCAUCUGCGGGUUCACCAUCGCCACCGGCGGCGCCGCUCGCCUCGUCUUCGGAUAUGACAGCUAUGGCAACACCUGCGGCCAACGAAAUGAACAGAUUGAAGGCGUCAGGCUGAGUGGCCUCGACCACACUGACAGGAAGUUUGUUUUCUUCCUGGAUCCCUGUAACAUCGACAUUGUUCAAAGGAAAAUCAAGUCGAUGGCUCUUUGUGUGUCUCUGUGUCCCACAGAGGAGCUGAAGACCUACCAGGACCUGAAGAGGUUCGCUAUGGUCAAUGGUUCUGAGCUGUGCUCCUAUGAGUUAGCAGCUCAUAGAUAUCCUGUUCUCGAACAGAGGACCACUAAAUGCCCCAAACUACCUGUUCCACCAAGUAAACCGCUGCCCGUGUUUAAUCGCUGCACUCCGGUGGACAUCUCCUGCUACGCAAGGUUUGCUGAGGCUGUGGUGACGUUUGUCGGGGAUAACAGUGUUCUGCACCGACUGAUCGCUGGCGUCGCUGCCAGUAAAGAGAUCAUCAUCGGACUUUGUGUCCUCGCACUGUUCCUCUCCAUGAUCCUCAUGGUGAUCAUUCGUUACAUCUCUGCUGUCCUCGUCUGGAUCCUCACCUCACUGGUUGUCCUUGGAUCCCUUGCGGGGACUAGUGUGCUCUGGUGGCUCUACAUUGACUACCGGCUAUACGGGAACGACACUUCCUCUAAAGUACUGAAGGAAGCGAAGGAGGAGGUGGAGGUCACCAGAGAUAGCGGACAGGCACUGCUUGUCUAUGCCGUUGCUGCCACUGUAUUCACUAUCAUCCUCCUGCUGCUGAUGCUCUUCAUGAGGAAACGAGUAGCUCUGACCAUCGCUCUGUUCCACGUGGCAGGAAAAGUCUUCAUCCACCUCCCCCUCCUCACCCUGCAGCCCUUUGUCACCUUCUUUGCCCUCCUGCUCUUUUGGAUCUACUGGAUCCUGGUCCUUCUCUUCUUGGGAACCACCGGUAACCCCGUACAGAACGAGGAGACGGGGCUGACGGAGUUCAGACUGACCGGUCCUCUUCAGUACUUGACCUGGUACCAUGCUGUGGGCCUGGUCUGGAUCAGUGAGUUCAUCCUGGCCUGUCAGCAGAUGACUGUGGCCGGCGCUGUGGUCACGUACUAUUUCACAAGGGACAAGAACCGACUCCCAGUGACUCCAAUCCUGUCCUCAGUCCUGAGGCUGGUCCGGUACCACCUGGGCACAGUUGCUAAAGGAUCCUUCAUCAUCACACUGGUCAAGAUCCCACGACUCAUCCUCAUGUACAUCCAUAAUCAGCUCAAAGGAAAGGAGAAUGCGUGCGCUCGCUGUAUGCUGAAAACUUGUAUCUGUUGUCUGUGGUGUUUGGAGAAGUGCCUCAACUAUCUCAAUCAGAAUGCAUAUGCAGCCACAGCCAUCAACAGCACCAGUUUCUGCACGUCUGCACGUGACGCCUUCGUGAUCCUGGUAGAAAACGCGCUGCGAGUCGCCACAAUAAACGCCAUUGGAGACUUUGUGCUCUUCCUGGGGAAGAUCCUGAUUGUGACGACAACGGCGUUCGCUGGAGUCCUCCUCCUGAACUACCAGCGGGAUUACGCAGAGUGGCUGCUGCCGCUCAUCAUCGUGUGUCUUUUCUCCUUCCUGGUGGCCCACUGCUUCCUGUCCAUCUUUGAGAUUGUGGUGGACGUCCUCUUCCUCUGCUUCGCCAUUGAUACAAAGUACAACGAUGGCACUCCAGGGAAGGAGUUCUUCAUGGACAAAGCUCUGAUGGAGUUUGUGGAGAGCAGCCGGCGGUUGGAGCGUGCUGUGGAACGUGGGCGGAGUCGGGUGAAGGAAGUGGCAUCAGAAGGGGCGGAGAUCAAGCCCAUGGUGAGUGACAAUGACACCAGAGGGGGCGUGGUCAGGCAGAAGAACUCGUUGGAGGAGGCAUCGGUGGGUCCAGACUGGGGUGGUGACGGGGAGUGGGAGGAGCAUCAGGAAUUCCAGGUGUACUACCUGUUGGUGGGGGUGCUGGUGGACUGGAUGCUGAUGGAGCAGAGCGACUUUGUCCUCUGUCUCAGCGAGGACGUCGUCCUCUUCCUCUGUGUCUACCUGCCCACCUCCACUCUCUUCCUGUUUGUCAGCCUGCUGAACACGCCAAACCCCGCCCCCUCUGCCCAUUCACAUGUUAAAUCAGCCGCCGUAAACACUGUGUGCUAACCUAUACAUGCUAACUGAUGCAUGUGGUGACUCAAGCAUGCUGACUGGAUGGCCCACUGACGCAUGCUAGCCAAACCCAUUUACACCGCCGCCAUCAUCACCAUCAUCAUCAUGCUGGCUGCUUCCUCAGAGACUAAACUCCUACUGACUUUUUGUUUGUAAUCUAUUUAUUUUUUACUUUUGUAAUUUUUAUAUUUGAAAUAUAUUUUUUUUAUAAAUGUGUUGAUGUUUUGUUGCUGUUUGAGUGAACUUCUGUUCAGCCUUAUUUUCUCACUGUGGUGCUUUAAACGAGAAGAAGGACUCAGCAGAUGGUAAGCUGCAGCUUCAGGUUCAUGGUUCAGUCUCAGGCUCCCUGUAUGCUUCUGUGAUUCUGGUCCUGUCAUCACAUUUUUAGAUAUACUACCCUAUGAUUGGAGAUAAAUUCUUUAAACUGAGAUGUUUACUCUGCUCUUUCCUGCUGAUGAGAAUGAUCGAAUAACCAAUAAAAUUGGAACAGAUAUAAGACAGGUUAGUUAAUUUUUAAAAUAUGAAUCAAAAAUGUUUACAGAGUUCAGUUUAUGGACCAUAGAUUUAAAAACAAUCUAUUUUUCAGGAGCUGAUUGAGGUUAACUAAAGGUGGUUUUUAGAAAGAUGCUUUCUUCUGGGUCCUAGCUUCCUAUUUGGUUUCAUAGAAUGAUAUUUCAUCACUUGAACUCAUGUCCCUCAUAGUUCGAGCAGCUUAGGAAGAGCUAGGUCUGACUCAGAAAUGAAUUCUAAAGGGUUCAUUAUUUUCCCCACCAGAUGUUUGCUCCUGGUAGAGUGAGACGAAUUAAAAACCAGAAACCAG